Cinara cedri is the source of this 315-nucleotide messenger RNA. The record is from the annotation of a GenBank genome assembly. Lineage: Eukaryota; Metazoa; Arthropoda; Insecta; Hemiptera; Aphididae.
AUGUUGGCUGAUGAACUUNGUGCCUUCAGUGUGUCGCGAUUUUUGACCUCUAAGAACAUCGCAGUGUUGCCACAAGCGCCCUAUUCGCCGAAUAUGUCACCCUGCGACUUCUUUUUGUUCCCUCAAACAAAAUUGGCCGUGAAAGGAACGCAUUUUGAGUCCAUAACUGACAUCCAGAACGCCGUGACGAGGGUACUUCAGGACAUUCCAGUCGAAGCCUUCCAGAAAUGUUAUGAGAGCUGGAAAAAACGUUGGAACCAGUGUAUAGGGGUGGGAGGGGAGUACGUUGAAGGGGAUCACAUCGAUGUAUCUUAA